Closterium sp. NIES-67 is the source of this 1573-nucleotide messenger RNA. Lineage: Eukaryota; Viridiplantae; Streptophyta; Zygnematophyceae; Desmidiales; Closteriaceae. The record is from the annotation of a GenBank genome assembly.
CGAAUUCUUCCCCGCCUGACUCCACUUCAUUCAAAUCAAUCCUGAAUCUGCCGCCAUGGAUUUGCUCCAAGAUCCUAGAGUAUGGGUAGCGGUUGCGAUCGUCGUAGUUUUCGGACUUCUGCAGUUGCUGAUAUCGCGAAAGUCCGAAUCGACUGAAAAAGCGCCAGAUCAAGAGCAGAAAGACGCGAAGAAGCAGUCGCAGAGCCAGAAACAAGCGCCUCGUCGGAGACCGAUUUCUGAAAAGGCGCCCUCCGGCCCGCGGCACCCGCUGGAGGUGAACACACUGAAGCACGGCGACGCCGUCACGGGCCUCUGCUUCUCACACGACGGCGCCGCGCUCGCCACAGCGUGUGGCGAUGGAGUGGUGCGAGUGUACACCUUGGAUGACGUCACUGCCAAGAGCAUUAAGUUCCGCCGCAUCAACACAGGACCGGGGGUGCAUCCAGUGGGCGUGGCGUUUGGGCUGUCAGCCACGGAGGUGGCCGUCUCAGGCACCAGCCCCUUUGGCAGCUGCAUGCGCUUCUACGGACCCGCCACAGGCAGGGCGUUGGAGGAGGCACGGAAGGAGGGCAAGCAGGCGCCAAUGGAGGUGAAGUGGGAGCAGCGGCCGGCGCACGGCGGCAAGGCCAUCAUCUCCAUCAGCUCAGCCGUCUCCACGCAGGGGCCAGGUGACGGCACUGCUGUCAUCGCCACGUCAUCAGAAGCAACGGACGUGGUGGUGUGGGGCGCGGCGGAUGGCAAGGUGGUGGGCGAGGUGGACUCCAACCAGCUCCGCAACACCAUGGCCGCCCUCUCGCCAGACGGACGCUUCCUGGCAAUCGCAGCGUUCACAGCAGAUGUCAAGAUAUGGGAGCUGGUGUAUGGGCGGGAUGGAGCCAUUCAAAACGUGACACGUAUCAUGCAGCUCAAGGGCCACAAGAGCGCGGUGACGUGGCUGGCGUUCACAUGGGACUCCAAGGGCAUGGUCACGGCGUCCAAGGACGGCACCAUCAAGAUCUGGAACAUCGAUGUGCGCUACCACCUGGACGAGGACCCCAAGUGCCGCCACACCUUCCCCAUCCUGCCGCUGCCCUCCACCGCCACAUCCGACGCUGCAGCUGCCACUGCCGCUGCAGCAGCAGCAGCCCCGGCGGGCAAGAAGGGCAAGAAGAGCGCGGGCCCCACCCUGCCGCUGCUGGACAGAAUAGCCGUGAGCCCUGAUGGGCGCCUGCUGGCCGUCACAGUGGGGGCUGCACUGCUGUGGUAUGAGCUGGAGGGCGGCAGCAUUGUCACGGCGGACGAGCAGGCUCAUACCGAUGCUAUCACGUGGAUGGCGUGGUCACCUAAGCCCGUCCCCAUUGCUGGAGAAUCAAAGCCAAUGCAUUUACUUGCCACAGCUAGUGCGGACAAAAAAGUGAAGCUGUGGAAGGCGCCAGGGCACUGACACAUUUACAGGCAGAGCAUGCUGGACAUGUUUUGCGUAGUUGAAAGUUGUGUUGGGUGGUUGUGGGUCAUAGUUUUGUCUAGAUAAAACCUAGGGAGUUUUUAUUGCAAUUCCCAUGAAACGUGUGAGCCAUCACUUUGAAAGCCUUUU